AUGUACAAGUCGAAGCUUCAGGAGCUUUGCCAUCAGAAGGGGUGGGAAUUGCCCCAGUACUCCGUCAUCAAAGACGGCCCCGAUCACAACCCUAGCUUCACCGCCACCGUCACCGUCGGCGACCUCCGGUUUCAUACACCGUCACACGCAUAUCCAACACAUACAUCUAAAUUAUCUCUCCGUUUGGUUUAUAGAAUUCUUGCUGCAAAAGGAAUUGUUCGAUGUGAUGCAAUUACAAAGUUGGAUAAUAAUACCAACUUACCGAGUGAAACUUCUGUGGGAGUCCAAGAUGAUGUGGAGUGUAAAGUUACACGGCACGGGUACAAAAGUCGGCUGCACAAUUAUGCUCAGAUGAGGAACCUCAAACUGCCCAAGUAUUCAUAUGAACGUAAAGGCCCCGAUCAUGCUAGUCGAUUCAAGUCAAAGGUUACAAUUGAAGGGAAGACUUAUGAGAGUCCCGAAUUUUUCACCUCGAAAAAAGAAGCAGAGCAGUCAGCUGCGCAAGUUGCCUGCAAGUCAUUAUCACUUAAUGUAGUUCAGGAUGGUUCUGGUGUCUACAAGAAUCGUUUACAAGAAUUGGCUCAAAAAAUAGGUAUUGAGAUGCCAAAGUAUGAGACAGCUGUUUCUGGUCUGCAACACUCGCCAACUUUUGUCUCUUCUGUGGAUGUUGAGGGAAAAUCCUUGACAGGAGCAGCAGCAAAAAACAAGAAGCAGGCAGAGAUGAAUGCUGCAGAAGUUGCUUAUGUUUGUCUUUGUGAAUGUAAGAAACUUAUCUCCUUGUUUCUAUAUACUAGUUUUCUGUGA
Diospyros lotus (date-plum) is the source of this 804-nucleotide messenger RNA. Its product is annotated as double-stranded RNA-binding protein 1-like. Lineage: Eukaryota; Viridiplantae; Streptophyta; Magnoliopsida; Ericales; Ebenaceae. The record is from RefSeq and is a predicted model, not a curated record. The transcript is spliced from 5 exons. Bases 1 to 804 code for a protein of 267 amino acids.